CCGUGGCCGCCUCCCUCACUCUUCACUCGCAUAGGCCGAGGCUAUGGCGGACUACUUGGGCCUUGCCCUGCUGUGCAAGGACAACGCAAAGCAGCUAUGGCUGGUCUAGCUCAGGCCGGCGAGGCCACCAUGCCUGAGUCUGCCUCGAAGCUUCUUGGUGUAGCUCUCCCCAGCUGGGGUCUCCCUGCUGCAGCGCCCACCAAGGUGAUGAAGAUGGCUGCCACCAUAGCCAGGUAUCACAUGAGGUCCACCAUAGCCAUCACCAGCCUUCUUCCUCCUUUCUCCAAGGCGGAGGCUAUGGAAGACUACCAGGGCAUUGCCCUGCUGUGCAAAGGACAACACAAAGCAGCUAUGGCUGCUCUUGUUCAGGCCGUCAUGCCUGACUCUGUCUCGAAGCUUCUUGGUGCAGCUGUACCCCAGCGGGGCCUUUCAGAUGCAGCGUCCACCAAGGUGAUGCAGAUGGCGUCCACCAUAGCCAGCUCGGCAUCGCAGCAUAGAGGCAGGCCUUCCACACCAGCACUUAGGUACCAGGAGGCCGCCUUCUCAGGCAUCCUGGAGGAGCAGCAUUUCGGAGGAGCGCUGCGCUAUUUCUGUUCAGAGCGCAGCGCUACAGCAGCAGCGCGAGACACGGCGAAGCAGCUCGGGGAGCGCAUCGACCAUGUCGUUAACCUGAUCGGCGAACUAGGUGACUUCACUAGUCCGGCCACAAUCAGCAGCACGGUGGCCGCCAUCAAGACGGAUAUCACCAAACUGCAGUCGAGACCGGACGCCGGUACAAAGGCAUACAAGAUGCCACGCUUCAACAUCGGCAAGUUUGACGACUACAACAGGACGGACGCUUUGACAUGGUGGCAAGGAUUCCUCACCGAAGCAUCCUGCCACACUGUACCGGCCGAAGACAUGAUGAAAGCGCUCUACCUCCAACUCAUUGGAGGAGCACAGGCAUGGAUGAACCAUACCGCGGCCAAUCUGAAAUGCACCAUUGCCCAACUGCACACGCACAUUCCGUGGAAGCAGUUCAAGAAAAUGUGGUUCACUCGAUUCAUGGUCCGCAACGUUGUUAAGGCGGCCAUGAACGACGUCUACUCCAGCUCACAAGGGAACAUGCCAACUCGAGACUGGACGAUCAAGUGGCAGAAGAUAGUAACCACUCCAGGCUUCGACUUGAGUUUCCUAAACCAACGAUCCGAGUUCUUUUCGCGAUUGUGCACAGAACUGCGGCCGGCACUCGACAACGAGUACAACUAUGCCUCAUUCCAGGCCAUUCUGGAUCGUGCGAACCUGGUCAUCCAAACGGAUGACAAGGCCGCUAACGAAUGACAGUCCCAACCGCACUAUGUGGCUAAGCACGGCUACCAACGACCGACACAUAACAAUGUCGUGAUUCCUGACGAAUCAAUCGAUCUCCACGCU
Chara braunii is the source of this 1413-nucleotide messenger RNA. The record is from the annotation of a GenBank genome assembly. Lineage: Eukaryota; Viridiplantae; Streptophyta; Charophyceae; Charales; Characeae.